GGGGUGUCCAGCAGCGAGGGCCAGAGGAAGGCAGACAGAGACAGAGAGAGACACAGCAAAGGAAAGACACAGACGGAAAGAACGAGAAGGACCCCAAAAGGGCAAGGACCCCAGAACUCAUCCACGAAGCUGCAGCGGCAGCUGGAGCCAGCUCUGGGCGAAGUGCUGCCUGUCUGUCCCCAUGGGCCAACGUGGGCCAUGGCUGCACACUUCUCUCCUCUGGGCCGCGGUGGCCAGCCUGCUCCUCCCUGCUGCCAUGACCCAGCAGCUGAGAGGGGCUGGGCCGGGCCCCAGCAACUGGAACAACAAUGCGGGAGUCCUGGGGCCCUCAGAGGACAUGUCAGGCGAGUUUGGGCACCCCAUCCACAGCCACAGAGGCCAUGGAGAUGAGGAGGAUGUUUCUACAGAGAGCAAGUAUCAAUUCCGGAGCCACAGAGACCACGGAGAAGAGAAUGAAGAUAUUUCCGGGGGACACAGGCACAGACCCCGAGACCACAGGUACCAAGACCACGAGGUCAGAGAUGAGGAUGUCCCCGAUGAGGAGGUCUUCACAAAGCAUGCUCAGCAAGCCCAUGGGCACAGAGGCCACGGGAAUGAAGAUGUGGAUGAUUCAGCUGAGCAUGGGCACCACGUCCCUAGCCACAGAGGCCACAGCCAUGAGGACGAGGACGAGGAUGACAUUGUGUCGAGUGAGCAUCACCGUCAUAUCAUCAGGCAUGUCCAUGAAGGCCACGGAGAAGAGGAUGAUGAGGAGGUAGAGGAAGGGGUUGUCUCCACGGAGUAUGGACACCAGGCCCACAGGCACAGAGGCCACAGGAAGGAAGAGGGUGAGGAUGCCUCCGAUGAACAUCCCCAUCACGUCCCCAGCCAUGGACACCAAGGCCAUGGAGAAGAAGAAGACGAAGAAGAAGAUGAUGAUGAUGAUGAUGUCUCCACAGAGUACGGACACCACACCCACAGUCACCUAAGCCAUGGGAAGGAGGAGGAUGAAGACGUCUCAGAUGAACAUCCUCAUCAUGUCCUCAGCCAUGGACACCGAGGCCAUGGAGGAGAAGAAGAAGAAGAAGAAGAAGAAGAAGAAGAAGAAGAAGAAGAAGAAGAUGAUGAUGUCGUCUCCACUGAAUAUGCACGCCACACCCACAGGCACCAAAACCACAGGAAGGAAGAGUAUGAAGACGUCUCAGAAGAACAUCCCCAUCAUGUCCCCAGCCAUGGACACCGAGGUCAUGGAGAAGAAGAAGACAACGACGAUGAUGAUGACGAUGAUGUCUCCACUGAGUAUGGACACCAGGCCCACAGGCACGGAAGCCAUGGGAAGGAGGAGGAUGAAGAUGUCUCAGAUGAACACCAUCAUCAUAGCCCCAGUCACAGACACCGAGGCCACAGAGAAGAAGAUGAGGAAGAGGAUAUGUCCACUGAGUAUGGACACCAGGCCCACAGGCACAGAGGUCAUGGAGGUGAAGAAGAUGAGGAUGAGGAUGUGUCCACUGAACACUGGCACCAGACUCCCAGACAUACUCACAGCCUUGGAGAGGAGGAGGAGGAGGAAGAGGAGAUCACAGUCAAGUUCAGCCACCAGGUUGCAAGCACCCAACCACAAGGCCACAAGAGCACUGAGGAGGAGGACAUUCCAGAUGAAUAUAAAUCAGCAGUCCCAGACUAUCACCACCAUGAAGUCCCCAAGGAGGAAGAUGAGGACAUCUCUGACAGGCUUGGCCACCAGGCUCCCAGCCACAGGCAACAAGCCCACCAAGAUGAAGGAACUGGCCGCAGAGGAUCCAUAAAAGAUGAGAUUAGCCACCAGCCCCCAGAAUACAUGGGGAUCAAGGAUAGAAGGCACCUGAGGGAGAGAGAUUCUAAGGAGGAAGAGGAGAAGGAAGAGGGCCACAGCUCCCAUGAGGAAGAUGAUGAAAGUUCAGAACAGGGAGAGGAACACACCCACUUUGGCAGCCUGGACCAGAAGGAUGAAGAAGAUGAGGAGGAAGGUCAUGGCCUCAGCCUGAGUCAGGAGGAGGAGGAGGAGGAAGAAGAGGAGGAGGAGAAGAGGGAAGGGAGGGCUGAGGUUCAGGCCCCACUGAGCCAAGACCAGCAGGAGGAGGAAGAGGAGGAGGAGGAGGAAGGGCUGGAGGAAGAUGAGCUCCCCUUCACCAUCAUCCCCAACCCACUGGCCAGGAGGGAGGUGGCUGGAGGUGGUUCCAGUGAGGAGGAAAGUGGUGAGGACACUGGUCUGCAAGGUGCCCCGGAGUAUGGGAACUAUCAGCCGGGGUCUCUGUGUGGCUACUGCUCUUUCUGCAAUAGAUGUACUGAAUGUGAGAAUUGUCACUGUGACGAGGAAAACAUGGGAGAGCACUGCGACCAGUGCCAGCACUGCCAGUUCUGCUACCUCUGCCCGCUGGUCUGCGAAACUGUCUGCACUCCAGGAAGCUACGUCGACUACUUUUCCUCCUCCCUAUACCAAGCCCUGGCGGACAUGCUGGAAACUCCGGAACCCUGAGCCGGCGGCGCGGCUGCGGCGCAGACGCACCUCCCUCGCCCUCCCACCCCUAUCCACGAGCCAUAUUUAUUGAAUUGAAGACGAAUAAACGUGUUCCCCGAAACCUCA
This is a messenger RNA of Suricata suricatta (meerkat), 2602 nucleotides long. RefSeq names its product histidine rich calcium binding protein (gene HRC). Gene Ontology annotation, biological process: ossification; cell adhesion. The transcript has 6 exons. The record is from RefSeq and is a predicted model, not a curated record. Gene Ontology annotation, molecular function: calcium ion binding. NCBI's taxonomy places the organism in Eukaryota, Metazoa, Chordata, Mammalia, Carnivora, Herpestidae. The coding region runs from base 182 to 2494 and encodes 770 amino acids.